AUGCAUUUGGAUAACGAAUUGGAUUAUGUGGUGUUCGAUUGCUUUCAGUCAGCAAAAACUAAAAAAUCAGAAUUUGGAGAAUCGCUUUCAUCGUGUUCUGAUAAAGAAUGGGAUCGAGCUAACCCUGCUUAUCGCUCUGAACUUAUUAAUCUGAAAAAAAAAGCAAAUAAAGUAACGGUAUUUUCUGGACCACGAGCAAAAACAAUCGAACGAACAAUAAUCAAAACUGAUACUCUUUCAGAAGAAUUAGGUAAAAAUUUUUUAGAUGAGAAUGCUGAUGCAGUUGGACGAAUGGCAUCUGCGAUUGCACACAUUUUCCUUUCUAACAAAGCAUCACAUUCGGUUGAUGUUAAAAUUGAUCUUCAAGAAAUACCAGAUUUAUCUUGA
Molecule: messenger RNA, 387 nt
Organism: Thelazia callipaeda (thelaziosis nematode)
Lineage: Eukaryota; Metazoa; Nematoda; Chromadorea; Rhabditida; Thelaziidae
Source: the annotation of a GenBank genome assembly